AUAUCUAGCAUCAUGAAUUGUCAAGAAGGACUCUUGGCUGUUUAAAAUGUUAAAUACUCUGAUUUAACUUCACCGGAAGACUCACGUUUCACCCGGAAGUGUUUAACCGAAAGUCAAGAAAACAAUUGUGAGGCAAAACAUCAAUGGGGGUCACUUGUGUGUGCCAAGUGCCUGUGGCAGAGGGGAAGAGUGUGCAGCAGACAGUUGAUAUCCUGCACAAGAAACUGGAGCAGCUGGGUGCUGUGAAGCAGGGCAGCUUCUGUGUAGACUGUGAGACAUACCAUGCAACAGGAAAUGUCAGCGGUCAGCCCUCCAAACUCUUAUACGUGAUGCACAACUCGGAGACUCCCCUCAGUUGCCUGGCUCUGUUUGAAGGCGGACCCUGCCUGGUAGCCGACGCAAACUUUGACGUUCUCAUGGUGAAGCUAAAAAGUCACUUCCAAAAUGCCAAGGGGCACAAGGUGGAGUGUCGUGGUUCUCGAUACCGCUACUGUGACUUCUUGAUAAAAGUUGGUACUGUGACAAUGAGCUCCAGCGCCAGAGGAAUAUCAGUAGAGGUGGAGUACUGUCCCUGCGUCGUUCCAGGGGACUGCUGGAAUCUCACGAAGGAGUUCAUGCAGUCCUUUCUUGGCUCCAGCGUCCCCGAACUGCCGUCUGUGUUUGCUGCCAAGCCUGAAGGACUCUUCGCACCAGCAGACUGCGUUGACACCAUGACUCAGUACCUGGAGUUGUUCAACAAACUUCGUAAACUGCAAAUCCCAGGAAGUAACGUGCGUUGAGUUGUCAGUGGCAAUGGAGAGAUCUAUUUUUUUAUGUUUGUACUGAUGUUGCUUUAAUUCUGGUCCUGUGAAUCAGCACGGUAAGCAGGCAUUUUUGAAAGCCUAGGGUUUUUUAUUUCCAUUUCUGGAGCCUCAACAUUGCAUUACACCUUCCUAUUUGAUGAAAGCAUAUUGUAUUAAAAGAGCCCUGGUGGAGAACAGUC
This is a messenger RNA of Siniperca chuatsi (mandarin fish), 982 nucleotides long. RefSeq names its product mediator complex subunit 20 (gene med20). The coding region runs from base 144 to 779 and encodes 211 amino acids. The transcript is spliced from 4 exons. Gene Ontology annotation, biological process: regulation of transcription by RNA polymerase II. Gene Ontology annotation, molecular function: transcription coactivator activity. Gene Ontology annotation, cellular component: mediator complex. NCBI's taxonomy places the organism in Eukaryota, Metazoa, Chordata, Actinopteri, Centrarchiformes, Sinipercidae. The record is from RefSeq and is a predicted model, not a curated record.